Messenger RNA from Linum tenue, 600 nucleotides. The record is from the annotation of a GenBank genome assembly. NCBI's taxonomy places the organism in Eukaryota, Viridiplantae, Streptophyta, Magnoliopsida, Malpighiales, Linaceae.
AUGGGUCUCGAGGGUGAUGAGGAGUCGGGGAUAAUCCGCGACGGCGGCGGGUUAUCUACGUGGAGGUACAACUCUUCCUUGGUUCAGGUGAUUCUGAUGGGGAUGGUGUGCUUCUGCACCAUCGGCAUGAUCAGGGCGAUCUCCGGGAUGGGCGGAGGAGGGCAGGUGGACCCCACCGCGGCCAACAACGCCAACACGGCGCUCUACGCCACGUUCUCCGUCGCCGGGGUGCUGAGCGGCGGGCUGUACAACGUGCUGGGCCCCCGCGUCAUGCUUCCGUUGGCGUGCUCGAGUUGCUUGCUGUUCACGGGAUCGUUUCUUUACUAUAAUCACUUUCAGAGUCAGGUUUUCUUGGUUGUCGCCGGGGUGGUAGGAGGUGUCGGUGCGGGGAUGUUGUGGGCGGUGCAGGGAGCGGUCAUGACUUCUUACCCGCCGCCGCACCGGAAAGGGAUGUACAUUUCGCUGUUCUGGGUUAUUUUUAGCUCCGGCGGGGUGGUCGGUGGGAUGAUUCCUUUCUUCCUCAAUUUUCACCGCCAGGUGGAUUCCGUCAACGAUGCGACGUACAUUGGUUUCAUGUGCUUCAUGGCGGCAGGUAUUUGA